GGAGCCGUUUCCCGCGGGGAAGCCGGCGGACGGGGCGGGCUCACUCGCGGUCUCUGCGGCUCCAACCGGCCGGGCUCGUUCGUCCGUCCCCCUCCGCCGGCAGAGCGGCUGCCGCCGACGCCGCGUCCCCUCCCUGCCCGGUGUGUGGGAGGCGCCGGGCCCGCUCCGACGGACACAGCCGCGCUCAAUGCCCAGGGUGAGGAGCCGGGGUCGGGCGCGGGGAGGGGGGCGCACCCAGGUUUUCUGUUGGAAUAUACGUCACACAUUUAUGGCGAUUCUGAGCAUCAGGGCAGACUUCUGCCAGGCCCAGCACAGCACCCUGGCUGACAAGUGAGCGUGUCCUACGUACCAUAAUUACUUUGCCUUGAAGACUCCAGACACAGCGGUCACCCUCAAAUAUAUGGGAUAUCUUCUGCAUAUUGGAAGCAUAUUCCUUUUACUGACUCAAGCAAAACUAAGCAUCAAGAAAACAAAGUGGAGAGAAGAUCUGUCCUUAUUUUUUUUGCCUCACCAGUGCCUAAAUGUAGUACAGGCUGCCUAGUCUUGCAUGUAGUCAGAAUUUUUGGAGUCUGAAGGAUACCACCUGCAGUUGAGGCCUAAAUUGAAUUCAAGUGGAUUCUAAAGCAAACCUGGUUUUCUUGAAGUGAAAAAUCUUAAAGAACAAACAAGUCAAUAAAGAUAGUUCUGAUCAAGCCCAGGCAUUUUAGUGGUCUUUUUAAUGUUUUCUGCUGUGAAACGUUUCAAGGGUUAUUGAUUUUUUUUUGCCCCUACAUAUAUUUUUUUUGUUUGCCAUUAUGAACCGUCCAGCCCCAGUGGAGAUUACUUAUGAGAGUAUGCGUUUCCUGAUCACUCACAAUCCAACCAAUGCAACCCUCAACAAGUUCACAGAGGAGCUUAAGAAGUAUGGAGUGACAACCUUGGUGCGAGUUUGUGAUGCCACGUAUGAUAAAGCUCCUGUUGAAAAAGAAGGAAUCCAAGUUCUAGACUGGCCAUUUGAUGAUGGAGCGCCACCCCCAAAUCAAAUAGUUGAUGACUGGCUAAACCUGUUGAAAACCAAAUUUCGUGAAGAGCCUGGAUGCUGUGUUGCUGUGCAUUGUGUUGCAGGAUUGGGAAGGGCCCCUGUCCUAGUUGCACUGGCUCUCAUUGAAUGUGGAAUGAAGUAUGAGGAUGCAGUUCAGUUCAUAAGACAGAAAAGGAGGGGUGCUUUCAAUUCCAAACAGCUGCUUUACCUUGAGAAAUACCGACCUAAGAUGCGAUUACGCUCCAAAGAUACCAAUGGUCACUGCUGUGUUCAGUAAAAGAAACCUUAAACGAAGGCUGAAGUUAUCAUGGCUGUUUUCUGGACUCUUGUCACCUGGAAAUGUGAAUCUGGAAUCAAACUACGUCAUCAAAUUAGUGGUGGAGUUAGUGCUCCUCAGCCUCUGUCCUAAUGGUGGUGAUGAUUUAAAAAAAUAAUAAAAUUAAAAAAAGCAACAUUUCAGUGAAGGAUUGUUUUCUCCUCAAGGUGCAGUUUGAAUAUCUGCCAGGAGAAAAUCAGUUUCUGAACCUUCUGUAUUUUUAACUUUUUUUAAAAAAAUGAAAUAAAGUGAAGUUUAUGUCUAAGGAAAA
Gopherus flavomarginatus (Mexican gopher tortoise) is the source of this 1608-nucleotide messenger RNA. It is a transcript of the gene PTP4A2, whose product is annotated as protein tyrosine phosphatase 4A2. Gene Ontology annotation, molecular function: protein tyrosine phosphatase activity. The record is from RefSeq and is a predicted model, not a curated record. Gene Ontology annotation, biological process: positive regulation of cell migration; protein dephosphorylation. Gene Ontology annotation, cellular component: nucleus. NCBI's taxonomy places the organism in Eukaryota, Metazoa, Chordata, Testudines, Testudinidae. Bases 795 to 1298 code for a protein of 167 amino acids. The transcript is spliced from 6 exons.